Closterium sp. NIES-65 is the source of this 2440-nucleotide messenger RNA. The record is from the annotation of a GenBank genome assembly. NCBI's taxonomy places the organism in Eukaryota, Viridiplantae, Streptophyta, Zygnematophyceae, Desmidiales, Closteriaceae.
GAACCUGCUGGUGAAGAAGCCGCGGGACGAGCAGCAGCGCGCGCAGGUGCGCAGCAAGGAGGUGCCGCUGCCGGACGGCCCUCCCGCUGUGCUCGACGCCAAGGACGUGCAGCUGGCGCUGCAGCUGAGCGAUGCGUUUGGCAUCAACGAGGUGGACUGUGUGGCGCUGCUCGUGGCAGCACACCAUGAGUGGGGCAUAGCAGGGCGGGCGGACAGUGACGUGGUGCGGCUGGCAGCCGGGCUGUGGUUCACGGAGAGGCGAGCGCUGCUCUCCACGCUCUUCCUCCUCCUCAAGGUGGCAGUGGUGAGCGACAGCAUGGCAGACGCGCUACUGCAGGACCACGUGCGCCGCUACCUGCGCUCGCUGCUCCAAUCAGGCCUCACCGCCCGCCUCUUCCGCCUGCUUCGGGAGCUCAACCGACCCGACGCCGCUGGCUCGGGCUCCCCGAGCCUGGCUCUCGUGGUGGCGGGGGCUGCCCCCCCUGCUGGGGCGUCGCCUGUGGCAGGGGGAGGGGAGAGGGGAGGGGGAGGCGGAGGGGAGGGAGUGGGGGAGUAUGUGAUGGAUGGGAGGGGGCUGCUGGCGAGGCGGGCGGACGUGGUGCAGCGGGAGAGGCUGCUCGUGGCUCAGUGCGUCGCACUCUCUUGCCUGCUCUGCCGACUCGGUCCGUGCCCUGCUGCUCCUUCCUCCUGGUGCUCCUCCGCUUGCCACUACUUCUCCUCUCUCAACAAUACCUGCUCAUGCCGUGCGGCAGCCACUGUGCUUUGCGUUGGACUGCGUACGGAUCGCGACAGACGGAUCAGCGCCUCACCUUCCUCCGUACCCGCUGUGUUGUGUGCCAUCUGUUUCUCCCUAAUGUUUCUUUCCCCCUCUCCCCUCCACUCCACCCCGCGGUCCUUCCUCCAUCCUCUGCUCUCUUCCCCGCUGCUCCCCCCUUAUGCAGACCCCAAGGAGGCAAAGGAGUUAUUCGAGCUGCUGCAAGACGCCGCCCGUGACUGGUCCGCCGCUGCUGCUGCCGCCUCCUCCCCCUCCUCCACCGCCCUCGCCCUUCCCCCUAUCCCCGCGCCCUUCUCUAUCCCUGCCGCUCCCUCACCUGCGCCCACUGCUGCCUCCACAGCAACUGCGAGCGCGGCCACAGCAGCGGUGGCGCUGCACAUCACCUACACGCUCAUGUUCGCGCUGCUGCACGCCCUGCUCUCUGACUCCCUCGCCUCCCCCUCCUCCGCCGCUGCCUCCGCUGCUGGGGGAGCCGGGGGGCCUGGAGGGGCGGCUGUGCCUUCUGCUGCCGCCCCUGCGUCCCCUUCUGUCUCUUCAGCCCUGCCUGCUGUACUCUCGCCCAAUGAGGCGUUUCGCAAGGAGUUCAGCCGAUUGGUUCUUAAGUCAACACCAUCCGCCACUGCCUCUUCAUCCUCCCACGCACUCGUCCCAUUCCAAUCCGGCCCGCUCUCCCUCCCCCCUCAGCCCUCCCCCUCUGCCUCCACCUCCUCCCCACCCACCUCCUCGCCGCUCACCCCCCCUGCUCCUGAUGACGUCAUCUCGGUCAUCCGCCUCGCCUGGGCCGUGUUCCUCGCCAACACCAGCACUCUUCCAGCCUUCUCCGCCCCGAGUCUCUCCCCCUCCCGAACCUCCGCCCGAGGCUCGGUUGCAGCGGCAGCCCUGGCGGCAGGAGGCUCGGGAGAGGAUGUGGUUGGGGAUGAGGUGGCAGUGGCUCGGGAGUGUUUAAAAGACGAGACUUUGUUAAGUGCCACGACGCUGCUGCUGCAGCAGGUGUUGUCAUCUGCCGUGUUUGAAAACGACGAUGAGGAUUUAACGUUCACUUACAUGGUCUACACCCACAAGCUCCUCUCGUCUUUCUUCCUCCAGCCAAUCACGCGCGAGCGAAUCCGGGAGUUGCGCCACGCCUCCCUCUCCCUCCCUUUCCUCCCCGCCUCAUCAUCUUCCGGCCGUCCAGCUCACGCUGACGUGGACAAGGCUGCGCGCUUAGCUGGCGCGUACCCCCACAGCAUGGGGCGCGGCGUGGCUCGGAGUUUAGAGGAGGAGGAUGAGCGAGAGCAGAGGCAGCAGCAGAGGGAGGAGGCAGAGGCACAGGAACAGGUGGCGGUGAGGGGGAGGGCGUAUCUGGGGUUGCUGCAGCUGGUGGGGGCGGUGUAUGCGCGCCAGCCGGAGCUGAUGGCAGGGGGCGGCGUGCUUUGGCAGUUUGUGAUGUACGUGGGCGAGGAGCAUAGAGGGGCGGCGUCACUGGUGGCGUUUCUGAACCUGCUGGCACAGCUGGUGGGUGGUGGGGGGGGGGGGGGAUGGGAGGGAGGGCGGUGGGGCGAGAAGAAUGGCGAUUGGGGGGAGUGGUGUGCUGUGGCGGGCUGUGGUGGGUGUAUGGGGGUUGAGAGUUGGGCGGUGCGCAUCGGGGUUGAGAGUUGGGCGGUGCCUCGCUGGUGGCGUUUCUGA